This is a messenger RNA of Lottia gigantea (owl limpet), 1554 nucleotides long. RefSeq lists its product as hypothetical. NCBI's taxonomy places the organism in Eukaryota, Metazoa, Mollusca, Gastropoda, Lottiidae. Bases 1 to 1554 code for a protein of 517 amino acids. The record is from RefSeq and is a predicted model, not a curated record. The transcript has a single exon.
AUGGCGGAUGAACAUGACUACAAACACUAUUAUCUCCCGUUCUUAUCUGGAAAUAGUUUCCGCGGUAAACAUAAACCUAGAACGUUUCCCACUGCUUUCGUAGAGUUUUGUGACAUUGGGAAACCAGAACCUACUACAGAACUGCCUAGAGAAUAUCACAACCACUUUAAACCAUCCUCAUUAUGUUUACCAAAGAUCCAACCACGAUGUGUGAGAGAAAGGGAAACUCAUUUAUCAGAUAUUCCCGUACACUCGAUUCUUCCAUUGGCUAGCAACAAAGUACCAUUUACAUUCACCGAAGGACUAAGUGCUCUUAGUGCUCCGACGCCGCCAUUGUUUCCAAUUCAACGGAGUGAUGUACCACCAGCUAAUCUGCCGAAUGUUAAGAAGUCUUUAGAGGAGAAGAUCAAGGGUCAAUAUACUAUCGAGCGACGAAUAACUUAUGAGGACACUCCAAGAAGGACAACAAUAGCAACUAAGCAUAUUCCCUUAAUAAAAAGAGAUGAGACAUUGGAACCUGCUGUACAAGACGUGAAACGUCUAGAAUGUCGCCCUUUCUUAAAAUUUGCACCUAACGUCAUUCACGAUAAACGCCCUAAAAAGCAUUCAAUUGACCUGAGGUCAUACACUCCGUACAACAAGAACAUGGACACUAAGUUUAUUGUGCCCAAGGAAAUCGGUAUGUGUGACCUUGACAACGUGUCUUGGUCUAGACAAAAAUCUUUUGGAAACUUUUACCAACAGGAAAUAAAUCGACUGCGCGAGAAAAAAUCCAACAAUAAACUUUCAACCACAUGUGUGCUUGGUGUAUCUAGUGUUUCAGAAACAAAACUCGAGCUGCCGUUUAGCGUUUUGCGUGAGAGAAAGGCAUCAAAAGCUAUGACAAACCAAUCAAGUGUUACACAUGAUAUAAACAAAUCUUUGACUGACUUUUCGCAAUACAAAGGAGAUUCGGAAGCAUGUACCUCAACCAGAUUCGUCAUUAAGAUGCCAAUUACAACGGAUAUGCACCAGAACGAGAUAUCAGAGGUUGCACGUCUGAACACCAAUAAUUCUAACAACCGUGAGAGUUCUUUUGAAAUUGACGAAUGUCAGUCGAUUUCUUUAAGUGAAAAUCGUGACCCACAGGAAGUUGACGUAUUACGACUGUUAUCGAUUGAACCCAUUGACAUAGGAGAACCACUUGACUCAAAUAAAAAAUUAUCGCCCAAUUAUGUUGAAGAAAAUAUUCAAUCUGAAGAUCUAUCUAAACUAUCUGACAUUGUUCCCGAUGACUCUACAGGUGAACUUGCCUUUAAGGGAAAUAACUCUUUAGAGACUUAUGAAGAAAACGGUUGGUCGAACAAAGUCGAUAAGGAAUUAGAUGAGAAUAUUUGUGAAUGUAUAAAACAAAUAGACACUGAGUCUGAACAACCAAAUGCAGAAGACACCCCUACAGAGUUGGAUGCUAAUAAUUUUAGUGAGGGAGUAACGAAAAAAUUGCGACUUGAAGUUAUAGUGUUGAAAAGAACACUUGCUUAUCGAGAAAUUACAACUCAAAUGUACUAUUCGUAA